Molecule: messenger RNA, 1467 nt
Organism: Vigna unguiculata (cowpea)
Lineage: Eukaryota; Viridiplantae; Streptophyta; Magnoliopsida; Fabales; Fabaceae
Product: DHHC-type zinc finger family protein
Molecular function (GO): palmitoyltransferase activity
Source: RefSeq, a predicted model, not a curated record
ACAUGAAACUGAGAUGAGAGGGUUGGGUUGUUUGUUUGUGAAGUGUGAAGUGUGAAGUCUUUGGUUGGUGUUCUUGAAAGAAAACCCCAAUAUUCCGACUCCAAUUCCAAUUGCGAUUCAGUUAAUCCAAUCCUGGCUUCAGAUAUCUGGAAGCGCUUGUUCCCGGCCCGAAGAAGCAGGUCGUUGCCGUUGCCGGGAUCAGCUUGGGUUCCAAUUCCAAACAUAGGAAUAGGAAUCAGAAUGGGAACCAACAUAAACCUCUUUAAGCUCUGCUCUGCCCUCAGAGUUCUGGGCUACUUCAUGAUCCUCUUGUUCGCCGCCAUUGUUGCCCUCAGUUACUACGCCGUCGUUUUAAUCACGUGGGGCCCUCUCCUCUUCCACUCCCCUCUCCGCCUCCCCUCCUUUUUCUCCGCCUUCUUCGUUCUCCUCCUCUUUCACAUUCUCCUCGUACUCUUAACCUGGUCCUACCUCAUGGUCGUACUUAACGAUCCCGGUUCCGUCCCUCACAAUUGGAGACACCAUCAACAACAACUUCGCUCCGAUUUCGAUUUGGAGACAGCGCCGCCAACGCCCUCUCCCGCCUACUGCACUCGAUGCCAGAAUGGCAAGCCACCGCGCUGCCACCACUGCUCUAUUUGCCAAAGGUGUGUUCUGAAGAUGGAUCAUCAUUGCAUAUGGGUCGUCAACUGCGUUGGGGCUCGUAACUACAAGUACUUUCUCCUAUUUUUGCUGUAUACAUUUCUCGAGACAACACUGGAUUGCUUAGCUCUGGUUCCUAGUUUUAUCAGAUUCUUUGGUGGAAACAAGAAUCAUUCAAUGUCUCCCGGGGGCUUUGCCGUCAUCUUUUUGGCUUCUAUUCUUAAUUUAGCCUUUGCGCUCAGUCUUCUCUGUUUCGUUGUUAUGCAUAUAUCUCUUCUGCUAAGCAACACAACUUCAGUAGAGGUUCAUGAAAAGAAAAAAGGAGUUAGGUGGAUGUACGACCUCGGCUGGAAGAGGAAUUUUGAGCAGGUUUUUGGCACUAAGAAGGCCCUGUGGUUGUUUCCAUUAUUUUCAAAAGAGGAUUUAGAAAACAUACCUGCUCUGAGGGGGAUUGAUUUCCCGACGCGUUCUGAUGUUGAUGUAUGAAGCCCGGGUAGCUUUUAGGUUUGAACAUUUUUUUAGUUAACUUAUACUUAUUUCAUGAGAGUGCAGCUUAGGGAGUGAAAUUAUGAAAAUAUUACUCUGCUUGAUGUGUUUGAAAUUAAGAAUUGUCCAGUAGGUGUAUAUAUGAUUUUCGAUUCAGUUUGUACUGAUUAUUCGUAUACUUUUUGUCGUCUGAGGCGGACAAAAUGUAGAGUUGCUUUCGAAGGACAAAAUUCAUUCCAAGUGUUUGACCUGUUGAUUGUUGCACUGUUCUGGGAAAAUGUUAUUGUGGACUUGUGUGUGGAAUUUAUUGAUUGAAGUGGAAUUUGCACUUUUAUCUGUUAA